ACCUGAGACGGUUUUGGGCAUUCACCGCAUCAAAUAACCCUGGGAAGAGGGGUUUUGUUUCCCUAAGAUACCCAAAGAAAAAUUUAGUAACCAUAACACUUCAGUCUUUGGAUCGAGAACCCCAGCAGCGCAAAGGUGAGUCAAGCACUAGUCUCCUCCUCUGCCGCCGUGGCUCUUCCCUCUGUCCGCUUCAUGGUUCUUCCCGGUCACCAGUCUCCUCCCUCAGCCGUGUAGCUCCUGUGCGCGAAGGUAAAGUAGAAGGGGUCCGAGUCUUCUCCUUUCGUUUUCCAUUUCUAUCAGACAACUCCAAAACCCACAAACUGAAAAGUGAAAGAACACAAUCAAGUAUCAACCAAAGCCGCAGCACACACACUCUCUUCCUCUCCAAAUGCUUGUUCUCUUGCCCCCAAAUACCACUUUUAGGUUUUUAGUGAAGAGAAAUAGCGAACAGGGAAGGGAGUGACCACGGCGAUGGAUAAAGGGCGCGUGCCCGGCUGAAGAAAUCGGAUGUGGCUCCGUGAACGACAAGCGGCGGCUGCAGUAACCGGAGGUGGCAGAUCCUCUCCUUAGUUCCCUUGGCCACCCCUGGGUUCAGGAAGGAGGUCUUGCUCCUGAUAAACCGUUGGAUUCUACUGUUUUAUCUCGUCUCAAGCAAUUCUCUGCGAUGAACAAGUUAAAAAAGAUUGCCAUUCGAGUAAUUGCUGAAAGUCUCUCUGAGGACGAAAUUGCAGGACUGAAAGAAAUGUUCUUGAUGAUAGACACAGAUAAUAAUGGGCAGAUCACCCUUGAGGAACUGAAAAAGGGUUUGGAGAGAGUGGGUGCUAAUCUUAAAGAAUCCGAGCUUCUAUGGUUAAUGGAAGCAGUAGACGUUGAUAACAGUGGUACCAUAGAUUAUGGUGAAUUUAUAGCGGCAAUGCUUCAUCUAAACAAAAUCCAAACGGAGGAUCAUCUAUAUGCUGCCUUCACUUAUUUUGACCAAGCUUGUGAAAAGUAUGGAAUUCUAGAUAGUAACAUAGAUGAUAUAAUACGCAAAGUUGACAAGGAUAAUGAUGGACGCAUUGAUUACAGUGAGUUUACUGCAAUGAUGUAAGAAACUGACUUUGGCAAA
Messenger RNA from Arachis duranensis, 1108 nucleotides. RefSeq names its product calcium-dependent protein kinase 20-like. The record is from RefSeq and is a predicted model, not a curated record. The coding region runs from base 665 to 1090 and encodes 141 amino acids. The transcript has 6 exons. Gene Ontology annotation, molecular function: calcium ion binding. Lineage: Eukaryota; Viridiplantae; Streptophyta; Magnoliopsida; Fabales; Fabaceae.